Fusarium tjaetaba is the source of this 383-nucleotide messenger RNA. Its product is annotated as triacylglycerol lipase V precursor. The record is from RefSeq and is a predicted model, not a curated record. NCBI's taxonomy places the organism in Eukaryota, Fungi, Ascomycota, Sordariomycetes, Hypocreales, Nectriaceae. The transcript has a single exon. The annotation marks the transcript as partial.
AUGCAUUCCUCAAACACACUAAGCCUGCUCUUGGCGGCUUUCUCUGGUUACGCUUCUGCCCUCCCCCAUUAUCCUGCCCCUCCUGUUCCUGGCGUUCCUGGUGAUCAUCACCCUCCCGGACCUCCUGGCCCUCCAGGACCUCGAGGACCUCCUAAUCCUCCUCCCCCUCCAUCUCCCUCUGCUCCCGCUCCCGGCCCUCCCCACGUUUCCCCUCCAGGCGUUCCUACUGCUCACGUCUGCAACGGAACUUACCAGGGCAAGCAUGACACCACGUAUGAUCAUGAUCUGUUCCUUGGCAUGCCCUAUGCCCAGCCUCCCGUAGGCCCCUUGCGUUUCUCUUCACCCAAGUCACUUGAUAAGGCCUGGAAGGGACCUCGAAAUGC